AUGGAUUGGCCUCGAAUCAUACUUAUUGUUGGCUUGUGGCUACCCAGUAUCCAAGCGGCAACCGAUCCAGUGGAUCAGACUUUGAUGUUCAAGGAGAUUGAUUCACUUCUACGACGGUGUCCUUGUGUACCGAUCAACACGUGCUACAGCCAAGGCGUUAGCCUGAAUGAGCAGAACUUCCUGAACACCAACUUCGAGUGUGAUGAUCAUACGUACAAUCACUGCUGCGGACCAUACUUCCAAACGCUAGGGAACGAAGAUUUCUACUUUGAUGAAAACGGAUUUGAUCGACAGGGCGCAUGGCGUAAGCCGCCUGAAACGCUACCUUCGAACAUCAUGAUAAUAAUGCCUCCGGACGCAACGACCGAAAGUCCCGAAACGCUCACCAAAGUAGUCCUAGUCUACCCGGAAACGACUACGAAACCAACAACGUCCACUGAAGCUGCCGAAGAACCCACAACCGAGGAAACUACGUCUGAACCUUUCAUCGAAGAUGUUGAGACUACGCCGAUGGAUGAGGAAACAUCAACGGAACUAGUCACAACUACAACCACAGACCCGACAACAAUCACGAGCAGGACAACCCUCUCUCCGCAACAGCAGCGCCUCUCCAGAUUACAAAAUCGGCCACCUUACCCCACAAGGAUCCGGUCCACUCGCCCAUCCACCACAACCACCACUACAACCACGACGACCACGGAGCCUACUACGACUACUCCGAGAUUCAGCACGAUACGAAUCGUCCCCAAGCCAGACUCACGACACAGGCAGGCCAUGAACCGGCUAAGGUUGUUCGUGCGCACUUCGACCACGCCGUCCUCGGAUGAGUACGAAGACGACUAUGGUGAAGAUGACGACGAAGAGGAGAAUGAGGACGAUGGAACUAAACCUAGAGAUACUAAUACGGCUGCCGAGGAGGAUGAUGGUGAAGACGAACUGUGA
This is a messenger RNA of Aedes albopictus (Asian tiger mosquito), 942 nucleotides long. Its product is annotated as mucin-2-like. Lineage: Eukaryota; Metazoa; Arthropoda; Insecta; Diptera; Culicidae. The record is from RefSeq and is a predicted model, not a curated record. The transcript has a single exon. The coding region runs from base 1 to 942 and encodes 313 amino acids.